CAACAGAGAGAACGGUCAAGGAAUGCAGCGUCGACUCAUAUCCAUGGAGACGAAUAUUGUGGUCAUUCUACGCAUUACGCUUGGGCAUAUUAUUAAUUAAAGUCCAACUAUGUAUUUCACAUAUGAAGAAGUAUUUCUUAUAUUCGACAAGUUAUAUUAUAGAAGUUAUCGUGAUAUACACUUCAGUGCGCAAUUAAGACUAACUUGCAUUGUGUUGUUAGCAGUUUUAUAAAAAUAUAUAAUGUACACAAAGUGUCUAUAAAAUAAGUGUAAAAAAUAUAUAGCCACCAUUUAAAGAUAUCAAUGACAGUUAUAAAAAAUGUAAUGCGGUUUACGCAUUUUAAUUUUUACUUCUACGUUAAUAAUAUUUGGUUAUUGAUUUACUGGAAAUAUGGGAAUUUGCUUGGAUACUGAUCGGCACACCGAAUCAUUGGAAGAUGACGAUCAGAGUUGGUUUCAAAAUUCCCCAUCUAAUUCUAACAGAGGGCAUACUUCUUCAUACGGCCAAUUUCCUAUGCUUAAUGGAACAAAUGUGCAUUUUGAAACACCUAAAGUGCCAGUUGUCUUUGUGUUGGGAGGUCCAGGAUCGGGAAAGGUAACACAUUGCGAUAAUUUGGCACAAGAUGAACAUAGAAUCGUACACAUUAAUAUGACUGAUCUUCUACAGCAGUAUACGAUUGGUAAUGAUAUGCAAGACUUUUGUCAACUAUCCAGUAUUACUGUCACAGAGGUACUGAUGUUAGAGAUGAAAAUGGCUCCAAACUCAAAAGGAUACUUAGUAUCUGGUUACCCAAGAAAUAUGAGAGAUGUUGUUGAAUACUCCGAUAAGAUUCAAAAGCUGACAGGAGUAGUUUUGAUAGCAUGGAGAGAAAAGGUUUUGGAAAGACAAAUUAACUAUGGUGCUAAAUUGGGUCAAAUAGUAAUGUCCUUGGCUCGAAUGGAAUUAAAGAACUUCUUCAAAAACGUAAUCCCUGUUGCUGAGUAUUUUGACCAUAGCGACUUUUUGGUAACGAUAAAUGGCGAAAGGCAACCAGAUGAAGUAUAUGAAGAGUUUAAAACUGUCAUCUUAAAAAUGUUCCAUAAAGAAGAAUGCCAGCCGGUUCGCUCUUCUUAUACAUCAACUGAAAUGCCUACGGCUGUAGUCACAGACAGCGCUAACCUUCAACGACCUAAGACACACGUAGUUCGAGUUGCUUCUCCUAGUCACAAUUCGCUAACUUCUCCAUUACAAAAUUGGCCUAAAAUUAUUUGGAUAAUUGGUGGACCUGGAAGUAAUAAAGCAAUUCUUUGUGACCAAGCUGCAUCAGUCACCGGGUGGGUGCAUAUAAGCCUUGGCAGAUUAUUAAGAUCCACAGCGGAUGUCCCCAGCACUAAACAUUCGCAAGAUGUUAAGAAAAUUAAAGAGUGCAUCGUUGCAGGCGAACUAGUUCCACUAGAAAUUAUUCUUAAAAUUGUAGAGUCUUACAUUGCUGCAAACGCAAAUGCACUUGGAAUAUUGUUGGAUGGCUAUCCAAGAAACAUGCAACAAGCAAUUGAAUUUGAAGAAAAGUUCGGGCAAAAACCUACUCUCAUACUCUUGGACUGUUCGAAGCUUCAAUUAGGAAGAGGACGACUUGAUGAUAGUGUAACCGCUUUUCGAAGAAGGCUAGAAAUCUUUCGGCAGUUUUCCUUACCCAUGCUGAGGUCUUUAGAUAGCGUUGGAAGAUUAACUAUUCACGUUUAGGAGCCAGACCACCACUUUAACAAUCGUUUGGAGUUUUUUGAAUGGGCGUUGCAUAAACCUCAACAAUGAAAUUACAUUUUGGCAAUAUACUAUUUACGGACGAAUGCUCUUUUCACAAGAACGGUCUAUUUCAAGACACAAUUGCUAUUAUUAUAGCACCGAGAAUCCCCAUUGGUUAAGACCCGUGGAUAAUCAUCUUUGAACGUAUGGGAUGACAUCAUUGGACGACAUAUAAUUGUACUAUAUUUUUUAACAAGUCUUUGGACAGAACUACAUAAAUGCAUUUUCUUCAAAAUGAUCCGGAAAUCCUCCACUAACUCUAAGACAACAGAUGUGGUACAACUAUGAUGAAGCACCCUCGCAUUAUGAGAGGAAUGUAAGGGAAUAUUUCGAUACACAAUUUUCAGACAAACAGUGGUGGUUAUGUCGAACAUUUAAUCUAAUUUUAUUAUUACUACUUUCACAGUUAAUUUGGCAAAUUGGCAUUAAAUCUUUUGCAUCUACUCGUAUACCCUUACUCAACAAUUAGCAAUUAAACUGAAAAUCAAAAACAAAACAAACUCGCCAAACUUUUUAAAACGUCUAACGUGAUAUCGCGAUAUUAUCGAAAAUUUCAAAAAAAGUAUAGAUUUCGCAAAAAUUACUUAUCACAGACACUAACACCCUAUAUUUCAAAAACUGGAACCUUUUGUUUAUGAGAUAUUUAAAAUGAUGCCAAACACUGCAAACGUCAAAUUUUCCAAUAAACGUGAGAUAACUCCAGAACGGUGCUACCCAGGACCAAUAAAUGUUAAAAAAAAUAAUUUUUUAUCAAACAAAGUUUCCGAUAAGAGUAGCACCAAAUCUCCAUAUUCUAAAUCUAUUUUCGGUUUUAUAUCCCCAGCAACCUAACUUUUUUUUCAAACGGAAUGCCCGAUUCAUUAUUGUAUUUUCGGAUUCCUCGUUAAAUUUAAAUAUCAUUUUGUUAACCAUAUGUUAUGUCUAAAAUUUCCAUAAAAUCCGCACUAAAUCAAUAAAUAAGAUGUUGUAGUAUUCUGGGCCAUCCGAAACGAAAUAAUAUAGAGAUGUGCUAUCUUCACAGAUAGCUUGUGGAAGAAAUAGCCUAUUGUUUCCCCUAUUAACGCAAGCAUAUUGUUUUUAAAUUCACUGAAAUUUACCACUUUCACUGUAAAUAGCUUCGAACUGGAAUAACUAUUUAUUUUAGAAGGAAUAUCAUAUUUUUAUCAGUUCAUCAAAUGCAAAAUUUUAUUUCCCUUCGUGCAAUAUAGAGUUGUUACUAUCAGAAUAUCAAGAUGCUUUGGUCAUCGAUUUGCUUUUUCCUUUUUCCUUUAAACGACUGAGAGUGGAAAAUGCUUUAUGCUGCAUUGAGAUGACCGAUAGUGUGGGACUCCCGUAAUCGGUAUACCCACUAAAAAACCCCCUGCCUUGGCUCGGCUGACGCUUCCACUGCAGCAUCGCCCUUUCGGGACAUUCUGUAAUUUUGACUAAGAAACAAAACUUUAUUAACUUCCAAAAAAGUAACCCCUCAGAACAGGGGGCAGGGACAAAACAAGACAGCAACUUUGUAAAAAGGAAUUUGAUCCCAGAUAGACAACAAAUUUUGAAAUUUCGAGCCCAGGCGAGGGCUAUCUUCCUUUCGGAGGGUAAUACACUAUCGAAGGAAAACCUUGAAAUAAAUACAUUAACAUGGUGGUACCUACAAGGGAUACAAAAUGGAGUAAAAAUCAAUAAUGAUUGGAACCGAAGCUAGCAGCAAACUUAAACUAUGUAAACGUAACAAAA
Agrilus planipennis (emerald ash borer) is the source of this 3505-nucleotide messenger RNA. Its product is annotated as adenylate kinase isoenzyme 5. Gene Ontology annotation, cellular component: cytoplasm; cytosol. The transcript is spliced from 10 exons. NCBI's taxonomy places the organism in Eukaryota, Metazoa, Arthropoda, Insecta, Coleoptera, Buprestidae. The record is from RefSeq and is a predicted model, not a curated record. The coding region runs from base 392 to 1723 and encodes 443 amino acids. Gene Ontology annotation, biological process: nucleoside triphosphate biosynthetic process. Gene Ontology annotation, molecular function: ATP binding; AMP kinase activity.